AUGCGAUUAUUCACCCCUGAAAUAGCCUGGCACGAGACUUUACCCGUAUACUCAUGUGACUUGCAGCUUUUUACUGGCUCCCGCGCAGCCGGUUCAUGCAAAGACACUGAAACCCAAGUGCGUUCUCCUUUGACGGAGUUGUCAAGUUUUGACUCUGGGGCCCAUUCCCAUGCAUCCACAGAUCGCGGGUGGACCAGGUUGGCCACUGCUGGUGGAGACAAUAUUGUUCGUCUGUGGCGAAUUCGUUUAGACUGGAUCACUUUGUCUGCUUCUCAAGUUGCCAGUUCGAUCGGAGCUACUGUCUCGAAGAAAAAUGUCGAUUGCGCAUCGUUAUCUCAGUUGACUCACCAUUUGGCGUAUUUGGCUUCGUUAAAGCGACAUGAGAAACCUGUAAACGUUGUCCGUUGGUCUCCAUCAGGAGAUUACUUGGCAUCUGCAGGCGAUGAUCUUUUUGUUAUCAUAUGGUCUUACCAAGGAUUAAGUGUAGCUGCUGCGGGUAGCACCGACAAAAAUGAACCAGAUGCCCAGUCCAAGGACGAUGAUGAGGACGACUUAAUCUCGCACGAACAUUGGGUUCCUUGUCGUAGCCUCCGGCGUCAUUUAGAGGACAUUUACGACCUUUGUUGGUCACCUGAUAACCAAACUCUAGUAUCCGGAUCGGUCGAUCACUCUGUGAUUGUGUGGCAACUGAACCUCGCUCCCGUUGUCAGGACUUCAUCCCCCACAAAAUCAGUUGGUGGUGAAGGAACUAUACCUUCGAUUGGUUCGUCCGCGGACGCUUCCGUGGACGGUCCUUCGGCACCACCUGUUGGACCUGGGAACACCAAGUGCCUGAUUAUCCGCGAUCACAAACAUUACGUCCAAGGGGUGGCUUGGGACCCUUUGGGUUUUUACAUGGCCAGCCUUAGUAGUGAUCGUGCGUGCCGCAUCUACCGAGCUGGCACUCGCAAUUGCCUGGCGCAUGUCUCCAAGGCGAAUAAACAACGUCUGUUUCAGGAUGAUUCAUGGAAAUCUUUCUUCCGGCGGCUUGCUUUCAGUCCUGAUGGACUACUACUUGUGUGCCCCUCGGGGAACUUGGAGCAAGCACCUUUCGCUGACACUGUGACGACAGUUGCAUCCUUAGCUUGCAACACGAGCGGACCUUCACCCCAUGCCAAUGCUCCGAGUGCUCAAUUCCCCGUAGUUACCCCGCAACACGCGGCUCACGUUUUUGUUCGAACCAACUUCGUCAAACCAGUCGUGAGCUUACCGACGGGGCCUCGACCCGUCGUUACAGUGCGAUUUUGUCCACAGCCUUUUCAGCUUCGCGUCUCGCCGUCGGCGAUGGAUCCCGAGUCUGCACGUCCUCACAGCCUGUUUGAUCUUCCAUACCGUUGGCUAUUCUGUCUGGUGCUCGAAGAUGGUCUUCUUUUUUAUGAUACGCAACAAACCGUUCCAUUCGCCCAAGUUUCGCAGACCCACUACCAAGCCUUGAAUGAUGCCACUUGGUCGGCCGAUGGACAUUUGGUCGUCACAUGUUCCACUGACGGUUAUUGUUCUCUUGUCCACUUCGCUCGUGGUGAACUUGGCGCAGUAUAUCGAGGACCCACUGGUUCUGAAGCCUUGAGAUGCUCAUCGGCACUACCCAAAAAACCAACAGACUUUGAGCCACCAGUAUCUGUCCGUACGGAUGAACAAUCUACCACAGCGAAAUCUGCACUCCUAAACGGAUUGCACAAUGUUACCAUCCAAGACAGCGGUGCCCAUAAUUGUGUCUCCAUUCAGCCUGUAUCGCAAACGGGAGAGGACGAGGUCCCUACAACUGGGUCAAUGAAGUCGGUCCCAGGGACCCCCAAGAAACGAAGAGUUCCCUUCACCACCCUGUCUACUGAAAGCGGUGCGCCUUUUCAUCUUCCCAAAUCACCUUCGGCAUCAGCUGUCUCGAGUACUGACUCCCGAAACACAAGUCGUUCUUCAGUUUCUGUUGGAGAGGUCGCUUCUGAGGCAGCGGCAACCAAGUCUCUGGAACGCAAGCGGCGCGUUUCCUUCGUAACUUUGGACUCUCAAUCAUCAGGUCCGUUUCCCGGAUUUCAGGCAAAUCAUCCUGUCAAAUCAGGACAGCCUGUUUCCCAAUCCAGAGAGCCCCCAACAAGUCAAUUAGACAUUCCGGCGGGGGACAAUUUACAAUCAAUCGAUGACUAGAUGAGCAUUUAUUCUUACCUGUCUUUUAUGAACCUGUUCUGUUAUUUUCCUACCUGAAAAUCUUUUUAAGCACACGGUUAUCCUCUAUAAAUUUGAAAGGUAUUUCCAUAAUCGUCAAAUGAAGU
Dicrocoelium dendriticum is the source of this 2306-nucleotide messenger RNA. NCBI's taxonomy places the organism in Eukaryota, Metazoa, Platyhelminthes, Trematoda, Plagiorchiida, Dicrocoeliidae. The record is from the annotation of a GenBank genome assembly.